Mus musculus (house mouse) is the source of this 4725-nucleotide messenger RNA. RefSeq names its product predicted gene 10778. The record is from RefSeq and is marked validated. Gene Ontology annotation, cellular component: nucleus. The transcript has 4 exons. Gene Ontology annotation, biological process: regulation of DNA-templated transcription. The coding region runs from base 96 to 1595 and encodes 499 amino acids. Lineage: Eukaryota; Metazoa; Chordata; Mammalia; Rodentia; Muridae.
GCGAGUCUGAGGGAAGCUCUAGUGUGUCCCGUGCUUUGAGCUGUGACCGGCUACUAGGAGCUGUGAGGAGAGCGGGCGAGCUGGGGAUCCGCGCCAUGGAUGCGGUGACCUAUGAGGAUGUGUAUGUGAAAUUCACUCAUGAAGAGUGGGCUUUGCUGGAUCCUUCCCAGAAGAGUCUCUACAAAGAUGUGAUGCUGGAGACAUGCAGGAACCUCACUGCUAUAGGCUACAAAUUGCAAGAUGACAACAUUGAAGAGCACUGUCCAAGUUCUAGAGGAUGUGGAAGGUAUAACAUCUAUGGAUACAAGCCUUGUGAGCAUAAGGGAUAUGGAAAGAAGCAAUGUACCUUUGCACAGAAGCGUUUUCUUCAAACAUAUGAAAGAAUCUGUUCUGAAGAGAAACCCUAUGAAUGCAAUCAGUGCAGUAAAGCCUUUGCAAAUUUCCGUAGUCUUCAGAAACAUGAAAAAAAUCAUACUAGAGAAAAACCCUAUGAAUGUAAUCACUGUGGUAAAGCCUUUCCAAGUCGCAGUGCUCUUCAGAUUCACCAAAGAACUCAUACUGGAGAGAAACCCUUUGAUUGCAGUGAAUGUGGUAAAGCAUUUGCACGUCACAGUAAUCUUGAUAUACACAAAAGAACUCAUACCGGAGAGAAACCCUAUGAUUGCAAUGAAUGUGGUAAGGCCUUUUCAACUCGCAGUCAUCUUCAAAUACAUGAAAUAAUUCAUACUGGUGAGAAACCCUAUGUAUGUAAUCAGUGUGGUAAAGCCUUUGCAUAUCGCAGCAAUCUUGAAGCACAUGAGAAAACACACACUGGAGAGAAACCCUAUGAGUGUAAUCAGUGUGGCAAUGUCUAUGCAAGUCGUAGUAGUCUUCGAAAUCAUGAAAAACAUCAUACUGGAGAAAAACUCUAUGGAUGUAAUCAAUGUGGUAAAGCCUUUGCACGUCGUAGUAGUCUUGAAAUACAUGAAAGAACUCACACUGGAGAGAAACCUUAUGUAUGUAAUCAGUGCUGUAAAGCUUUUGCACGUCGCAGCAGUCUUCAAAUACAUGAAAGAAGUCACACUGGAGAGAAACCCUAUGAAUGUAAUCAGUGUGGUAAAGCCUUUGCAAGUCGUACUAGUCUUCAAAAUCAUGAAAAACAUCAUACUGGAGAGAAACCAUAUGGCUGUAACCAAUGUGAUAAAGCCUUUGAAUUAAAGUGUGAUCUUCAAAUUCAUGAAAGAAUUCACACUGGAGAGAAACCGUAUGUAUGUAAUCAAUGUGGUAAAGCCUUUGUAAGUCGUCGUUAUCUUCGAAAUCAUGAAAAACAUCACACUCUUGAGAAACUCUAUGAUUGUAGUCAAUGUGGUAAAUCCUUUGCAAUUUUCAGAUAUCUUCAAAAACACAAAAAAACUCAUACUGGAGAGAAACCAUAUAAAUGUACUCAUUGUGGUAAAGCCUUUGCAUAUCGCAGUAAUCUUUAUAGACAUGAAAGAAGUCAUACUGGAGAGAAACUGUAUGAAUGUAAUGAAUGUGGUAAAGCCUUUGCAUAUCAUACUAGUCUUCAUAAUCACAAAAAAUGUCAUAUUGGAGAGAAUCCUUACGAAUGUAAUUGAUGCAGGAAGUUUUGGCACAUCAGCUCAUUAAAGAACUUAUACUGGAGAGAAACCCUAUGAAUGUAAUCAGUGGGAUAAUGCCUCUGCAUCUUAUAGUCUUCUUCAAAAGCAUGAAAGAAGCCCUACUGGAGAGAAACACUAUGAAUCUAAUAAGUGCAGUAAACCCUUGAACACCAAGCAUAUUUUCUUUUUGUCAUUAAACAUCUAACUGGUGCUCAUGUACAAUUAAUAGGACCGUUUCAUCAUUAAAUUAUUGUCUUGUUUUCAAAUUGUAUACUAAUUGUCAUUCAAGGGGGCUGGUGAGAUGGCUCAGUGGGUAAGAGCACCCGACUGCUCUUUCGAAGGUCCGGAGUUCAAAUCCCAGCAACCACAUGGUGGCUCACAACCAUCUGUAAACAAGAUCUGACUCCACUCUUCUGGAGUGUCUGAAGACAGCUACAGUGUAUUUACAUGUAAUAAAUAAAUAAAUCUUUAAAAAAAAUUGUCAUUCAAGGAUAGAGGAACACACGAUAUUUGAAUAAUAAAACCUAUUUGCAAAUGAAAAUGAUAUACUGCCAUCUAUUUUUGUUGGCUAUGUUUUUUUCUGAGGAGUAACCACUUCCCAACACAUCCUAGAAACACGAAUGUCAGAGAAGUUUCCCAGUGAGUAAACGUAGUUGCUGUUAAACAUGAUGACCUGAGAUUAUUCUGGGAGACCCAUGGUACUCAUGCAAGUUUUUUCUGAUUAUUAAAUACUUGGGCUGUGACAUGUGCACACCCAGACAACAGCACAUGCAUAAAUAGUUUUGAAACUUCAAUAAGGACCAGUGAGUUCACUCACUGCUUGAAGGCACUGCUGUGUAACUUGACUGUCUGGGUUUGAUCUCUCAAACUCAGAGGAAGAAGGAAAUUAAACACCUAUAAGUUGUCUUCUGAUUGGCACAUGCUCAUCAUAGCACAGGUGUAUUUUUUUAAAUUUAUUUAUGUAUAUGUGUACACUGUUGCUAUCUUCAGAGGCACCAGAAGAGGGCAUCAGAUCCCAUUACAGAUGGUUGUGAGCUGCCAUAUGGUUGCUGGGAAUUGCUCUCUGGAAGAGCAAUCAGUUCUCUUAACCACUGAGCCAUCUCUCCAGCCUAAAAAGCUCAUCUUACACAGGUAAAAAUUAUUAAAGAUGAAAUUAUGAAGGAAAGAAAAUAAGCAAAAUAUUGAGAACCUAAGAAAUGAUUUACCACUCACAAUUGAUACGUUGUAUUCCAAGAAGUGUUCAUCAAAAGAAUAAGGGUUCCUAUUUAAAUUUUACAAUAUCCUUUCAUUCCUUAUUCAAUGAUAGGUCAUUUAAAAAACAACUCUGCUCGGUGUUGAGUUGUAAGCCUGUAAUCCCAGCCUUGGGAGGCACACAGAUGUAUUUCUGUGUUUGAGGCCAGCUUGGAUCACAAGAUGACAUAGUUGUGUAGAGAUAUUCUGUCUCAUAAAGUCCAAAACAAACAAAACAUCAAUAACAUUCUCCCCACCCCUAAACCAAACAACCAUAUCUCUCAUUAUGGAUCUUUUUCUAAUAAUCUGGAUGUAGCGAGAAUAUUGUAAUAUUGGUAUCUUUAAUAAACUGAAAUAUAGGAUUUUGUUUGUUUAAUCCCAGGUUUGAGGAUAUGGGGCUGAUUCACAGCAGGUAACUAUAAUUUGCCUUAUGGUCUAGCAGAGGAGGCAGAUUCUUUGUGCAAUUGUGUGACACUUGUAAUUCUGAGGAUGUUUCAGAGGGCAUGUAAAUGCUAAGGCCCUGACAGGUGGUGUGGGUUACUGGUUGGUGGUGGGAUGCUAUUGGCCAUGGUUUGUUACAUAGUCAUGCACAAAGAAACAAGAAAUUAGAUCUCCUGAUGAGGAAAAUCAAAGUUGCCUCAAGGAACUUGACAUUCUGAAUCAGCAGGAUGUAGUUUAUUGAUAGCAUCACUCCCUUUUUUCCUCUAUACUUUUUUUCUCACCUAUUUAGUAUUAGAUAUUUGAAGGAGUAAAAGAAGGGAGGUGGAGGAGGGUGAAAGAAAGAACCCAGCAAGUAGCAAACACCUGCUACAUCUAGACUCACCUCUAGUCAACCAAGUUUGUCGUCCUCACUCUUAUCAAAAGAACUGUGAUAAAAAUACCAGUGAGCAGCAAUUUGUAAAGCCCAUUCACAAAGAGAUAGAUAAUGCAUUCAAUUCUUCAAAUGACCAUGUACUAGGGACUUUUCAGCACCAGAAAGUGAUUGAAGGCAGAGGCCUAAUGGGGCCUGUUCAUUUUCUGCAUUAUAAUGGCAUAUUUAGGGUCCAGAAUGUGUCUCAAUAGUACUGAUCAUGUUGGGUACCCAGAUGUUUUCUAGCACCCACAUCAGAUGAUUCAGAACUGCAAUUCCAGGUGCAGAAGGUUUGAUGCACUCUUCUGGCUUCCUUAGACACCAUGUCUACCAAGGAAAGACACACAUUCACCGCCACACACAUACAUGGGAUUACAUAUUGUAAAACGUGCUUUCUUCACAUGUGUAUGUUAUUUUUUCUAAAUAAAAAUAAUUUAAUUCAUGUGUAUUGUUGUGAUAGAGUCCUGGAAUCGAGUUGUGUGAGAAGUCUUGAGUGCUUGUGAGAACACUCCUGAAAAACAGGAGGAAGAGUCUUGUGACCUCAGUUUCUUCAAAUCACAGACUUGUCUUUGGAACCUCUCAGGCAUAGCAGACAGUAGCGAGUGAGAAUACUCAUUGGUUGCUGUUGUUCAAUUGAAAGUUUAAACUAUGCUAUAUAUGCUUCCAUUGGAAAGCGGGUGUGUGACACUUGUGCUUGUUCUUGUCAUUGUAUACGGCUUGAGUUCCUGAGAGCUGUACUCAGGUAGCAUUUCUUAACCCUCAGAGUAUAAAUUGACUCAGGCUCUGUAUAACAUUGGCUAUUGUAUGAGACAUUAGUCCAGCACUUAUAUUGGCUCCGCUCUCUCAGGAACCCCUACUUGUGGAACAGUGACAGAAGCUGAAAGGACUUGUAAAUCAGCAAUGAAAUCAGAGUGGGAGCCCUCUCAGGCCGUGAGUGAGAACGAUGGGAAGAAACCAGCAACAGCUUUGCCUUAUGUUGAGCGUGUGCAUUUUGAAAGGAAGAACCAUAAAUAUUAAGAUCACACCUAUUAAAGUUCUUGUAAGUUA